AUAACUACACUUAUUUCGAUAAUAUAUAUUAUAUAAACAAUAAAAAUGUGAUUCAUAAAUUGAUGUAAACAUUUUAUAUUCGUAAUUAUUAUUUUUAAAUAUAAAUAUAUUAUUUUAAUAGGUAUAGAAAAGUUAUUAGGUAUUACCAUAUUUCUAAAAUCUUACCAAAUUGAAUAUUUAUAGAGAAAAAAUAUUUUUGUUAUAAAAUUUAUUAGCCACUACUGUAAUAUGAAACUUUGUCAAAAAUAUAAAUUCAUAUAUAGAAAAUAGUCAUUACCAUAUUUAAGAAAUAUUGCUAAAAUCAUAAAAUUUAAUAUAAAAGUUUUUACAUGUCACAAUUAAAUUGAUGCCAUAUACUGCCAUAUUAUAUUUUUUAAGCCAUGCCGUCUUUUUUUUUUGAGAAUGAAUGUAGUGAUAACACAUGUAUAAAUCACUUCUAGGGGAUCGUUCGAUGUAUUUCAAUAUAUUAUUAUAUGAUAGUAGAAGUUGAAAGUGUUUGGAUUUAUAUAUGACAUCAGUCCUUCUUUGUUCGGACGAACCAACUAAUAGUUUCAAGCUUGUUCUCCAAAACAUAAUAAAUAACUUCUAAAAUACUUAUAUACCACGGUUAAAAACUAGUAAAAUCUAUAGUAUAUCAACUCUUCCAGACUUAUUAUAUUGUUUGUCCUCAAGGAAAACAAGAGUGGUCCUAAUGAAAUAGGUUUUUGACAACAACAGGAUUCACAUAAUUUAAAAUCACUAUUCUCACUUCUGCAAAUAUGAUAGGUGGAAGUGAAUUUUUUACUAACCUCGGAUGAUUCAAUGUACUACACUCUAGCUUAGUCACCAUUAUCAUACAUCACACAACUUCACUGAUAGCGCCUCACAUACCCCUAUACUGACCUCAUUUCUGCAUAAGAUAAACGUGUAGGCUACGUCUUAGGAGUAUCGAUCAAGAGACACAUGGAAUCAACUCAAGCAAGUAUUUGGACCUACAUGUAACCUUUUAUGGGUUUCCCUCUCUCUUUUCUCUUCUUUGAAUCCAAUUUUUUUAUAUAGUAUAUAUAAUAUUAGUGGACAAAGUUGUAGACGAAUAGUAAGAUCAUCGAUAAAGUAUCUAUUUCUCGCUUUCAAUCAAUGUGUGAUCAUUCUAUUAGAGUAAAAUAAUGGGGUCGCGGGAAAUAUUCCUACCCCUCUAGACUGCAAGAAAUCAUUUCAAUCUUUUGUAAAUAUGGAUGCCAAAGAGAGGUGGAAGGAGAACUAGAGACACUAAGUCUAACACCAUCCAGACUUGCAUGAGGACUCGGAUCUAAUGUAUACCAAGCUCCAAAACAAGCAAGUAUAGUAGAUUAAGGUUGGAAGUCAUAUUUGGUUUCUCCAGACAUACUCACUAAGUGUGGAUGUGAGUAACAUGUGAUACACUGAGGUGUUUCCAUCUAAUACAUUAGUGAGUACAAUCAAACCUCGCGUGUCAAUAUGAAUUAGUAAUCAGUGCCGCACUGGCUUGUUUAGAAAAACUAUAAACUACUGCCACGUUCAUAUUUGAUAUAGUCAAAGCCCAUAACAAAACAACUAAAAAAACAGGCUUGUUACUCUCAUCAUCAUUGUAAAAUUACAUGAGUCAAACAAUUCUUAACCAUUCAUUCUCCUAUCUUCAAACUGAAACUACAUAUAGUAGUUUUGCGGUGGACAUAUAUCUGUCGUUGGUUAAUUAGGUGAUAAACCAUUAAAACUCCUUCCCAACAGUUUUAAUAAAAUACUGACCACAACUUAAUCAUAUUAAUUACUUGGCUAAGCAUGAUGGCAAAAGCGUAAUUUAAAAGAGCAGUUCGCUAAACGUGCAAGCGCCCUCUCUCCCACUCUUCUUCAUCACACGCAUAAAACGCAUCCUUCUUUUGCUCCCCUUCUUCUUCCUCCUUGAGCCAUAUCGAUGCGCUAAAGCGUUUUCGAUGGAUCCGUUUCUUAGGAAAAUCUCGGCGCCUUGGCCGAUCCUCGUACAAGCUGCGACGUGGACAGUGCUCCUCAUGCUGACGGUGGGUUUUGCGUCUCUGGCUCCGGAGAUGGCGUUUGUGUCUACAUUAUCAUCGUCCUCGAAUCUCUGCGGGGGAGAAAGAGAUGGGUUAGUGAGGAUUCCGAUGGAUUUACCGGGAGAGAUGGUGUGCGUGCCGUCUGAAAUGGUGAAGCGAUCAACUCUUGACCUUUUCGUGCCGACCAUUUUCGCUGGAGUUAUGGUCGUUGCAUCAGUUUCUCUGAUCCGAUCGUGUUUUGAGAUCGAAAGCGACGUAUAGAUAGAUACAUGUCUGUUUAGUUCUCGAAUCAUCCAAUGUAUAAAACUUCACACAGAGUCUUCUAGCUAUAUAUAUCUUAACAUCCAGUGUAUGAUGUAUGAAUUUUAAUGUUUUGGAAUCGAAAGCGUUGUGGAUACACGUACGACUCUUUAAGCUUCUUCAGUUAUAUCAUGAUUAUCUUAUUUGAUCAA
Molecule: messenger RNA, 2458 nt
Organism: Brassica rapa (field mustard)
Lineage: Eukaryota; Viridiplantae; Streptophyta; Magnoliopsida; Brassicales; Brassicaceae
Source: RefSeq, a predicted model, not a curated record